CCUAAGUCAAUGCUAAAUAGUAAAUACAAAACAGCCCUUAAAACCCUUAAUCUUUUUACCCGUCAUUCUACCUUCUAUGGUUCCACCGACUGUGUUCAUCUACGAUCGACUCUGCUCUCCCCCGGCGAUGUUUCCACAAUUGCAAGUAGACAGCGGUGCUGGUGAUGACUGGCACUGCAACCCACGACCAAAUACCGACAAGGCGAACACCAGUAAGUCUUGCUUGAUCUUUCUUCAAAAGAUGGGUGUGAUGUGCAAAUUCUUAAACAAUUUUGAUGGAUUAAACAGUUCCCUUUCAAUUGCUUUAAAUCCAAAAAAAAAUUUCAAAAGAUUGUAAACUUUAUUCUUGCAAAACUUGGAAAUUAAAAUAAAAGAGAAACAGAGAGUACAGGGAAAACAAUAGGUGAAGAGACGAAUUGGAGAAGAUGAGAAAGUGGGACUGUGAGAGAAAUAGAAUCACAUGCGACAU
This is a messenger RNA of Rubroshorea leprosula, 469 nucleotides long. The record is from the annotation of a GenBank genome assembly. NCBI's taxonomy places the organism in Eukaryota, Viridiplantae, Streptophyta, Magnoliopsida, Malvales, Dipterocarpaceae.